Messenger RNA from Mobula hypostoma (lesser devil ray), 2156 nucleotides. RefSeq names its product phospholipid phosphatase 3 (gene plpp3). Gene Ontology annotation, cellular component: plasma membrane. Bases 417 to 1337 code for a protein of 306 amino acids. The record is from RefSeq and is a predicted model, not a curated record. The transcript is spliced from 6 exons. Lineage: Eukaryota; Metazoa; Chordata; Chondrichthyes; Myliobatiformes; Myliobatidae. Gene Ontology annotation, molecular function: phosphatidate phosphatase activity. Gene Ontology annotation, biological process: signal transduction; phospholipid dephosphorylation; phospholipid metabolic process.
AGGAAGGGGGCUGAGACUGAGUGGCAACUGAUCCAAGUGGGUUACGUUGAAGAGCAGUUCAGGAAUAAAACAGGAGCCCAAAGCUUUUGCAAACACUCUAAAGAAAGGGUCCGCAUUCAUCACACCAGCGGCGGGCUUCUUUGUGUUCGCUAAGGGAUUGUUUUCUUUUCAGAGUGAAGCCUCUCCAUUCAUUCAUUCCGCAGAUUCAAAAGAGAACCAUAAAUUUGUUACUUUCAAAAGUUUCUUAAUUUGCGAGUUCCAUAACCAACACGCUCUCCUUUUGGGACGAACAUUUUGUGUUUGAACAAAUAUACGAAUUUAAGGAAAAGGCGGAAGAUCCGACAGGAAUAACGCAGGCGAGAGACUGAAGAAGUUAUUUUAACAUUUCGGCAGCGGAUUUUACAACAAUUUCACACAUGCAGAGCUACAAAUACGACAAAGCAAUGCCUGCCGACAACAGAAAUGGUGGGACUUCAACUUUGAAUAAUAAGGACCACAAAAAAGUCAUGUUAAUCUGCUUGGAUCUCUUUUGCUUAUUUCUUGCUGGCCUUCCUUUCCUGGUUAUCGAAACUAGCACCAUCAAACCAUAUAAGCGUGGAUUUUACUGCAAUGACGAAAGCAUCAAGUAUCCCUAUAAGAAUGGAGAAACAAUCAGUGAUGCUGUGCUUUGUGCUGCUGGUAUUCUAAUCACCAUCCUCUCUAUAAUAUCAGGAGAAUGCUACCGGAUCCAUUACAUGAAGGAACAUUCCAAGUCCUUUAUCCGCAACCCAUAUGUAGCUGCUCUGUAUAGACAAGUCGGCUGCUUCAUCUUUGGCUGUGCUAUAAGCCAGUCCUUUACUGACAUUGCAAAAGUAUCUGUUGGUCGCCUGAGGCCACACUUUUUAGAUAUUUGCAAACCAGAUUUUUCAAUGAUCAACUGUUCCCUGGGUUACAUUGAGAACUUCGAAUGCAGAGGGAAUGAAAGCAAGGUUCAGGAAGCAAGGAAGUCGUUCUUCUCAGGACAUGCCUCGUUCUCAUUAUACACCAUGUUAUAUUUGGCAUUUUAUCUACAGGCCCGCUUCACGUGGAGAGGAGGCAGACUCCUUCGACCCUUGCUCCAGUUCACACUGGUGAUGAUGGCUUUCUACACUGGGCUGUCUCGUGUAUCAGACCAUAAGCAUCAUCCCACAGACGUUCUGGCUGGCUUUGCGCAGGGAGCCCUGGUGGCUUAUUUCAUUGCCUUCUACGUGUCCAAUCUUUUUAAACCCAAGAUGAAAGUACCCCCUCCACCUGUGCGAAGAGAGAUAAUUACCCCUGUGGACAUCAUUGACAGGAACAACCAUCAUGGGAUGUGCUAAUCACCUUUGCAAUAUUGGAAAUGUGUUCAACAGCAACAAAUCAAAAUGGACUGAAGCUGGUGCUGGUGAGAAAAUAGUGACUGCUGAACAGCAUGUAUGCUGCUUUCUAAUCUCAUCUGACAGUAGAAUGUAGGGGGAAAGACAUUUUAUCCACAAUCUUGUGGGAACGUGUACCAUAGCAGCAUUUUAAUCAAACCACAAAAACCACAGAGAAGGCAUGAAAACUUAAAGCUUGUGAAUUUGUUUGAACUUCAGUUGGCCAUGAAUGAAUGCAUUUGUUCAACAAAAGGAAAAGAAACUUUAUAAUAAACAUCAUAUGCAAAAACGUAACGGUGGCCAUCUCAUUUUAAGUGACAAGGACCACUGCAGCAAACUUUCAUAUUUUAUAUAUAAAUAUAUAAAAAACUAAAACAAGAUAACUAUGUAAAAUAUUAUUUCUGAAUCAAUCUUUUUUUAGAUAUUUUAUCCACUGCAAUUAAAACCGUUUAUGUGUCUUGACCUGUGUUAUUUACAAAGUGCUGCUUAAAAAAUAGCAUUGAUUUUUAAAAAAAAAACAUAUUUUGUAUGUAGUCAACUAAAGUAUUAUAAGCUUUUUUUGAGGUGGGGAUAAUGUUCGAUAAAAAUACAGCUAGAGCCACUUGCAUCGAUAAUAAACAUCACAAUAAGUCAUUUGUUAGUACUCUAUAUUUUUAUGUUUUGUAAAAAAUGUUUAGCUUCAACUUAUUUCUUGUAGAAUUUGAAUGUUAACAUCUGACUAUUUUUCUGAUGUAAUUAGCUGUAUGUUUUGGUUAUGUGCUUUUGAAAUAAAAGCUUCUAAUG